Messenger RNA from Paecilomyces variotii, 1161 nucleotides. RefSeq lists its product as hypothetical. The record is from RefSeq and is a predicted model, not a curated record. The transcript is spliced from 4 exons. Lineage: Eukaryota; Fungi; Ascomycota; Eurotiomycetes; Eurotiales; Thermoascaceae. The coding region runs from base 1 to 1161 and encodes 386 amino acids.
AUGACACUAAAAACAUACGAUCUGAGCGUUCCGCUGGCUCGGAAUCCUGUGAUCGUUGUCACUGUGUUUGGAGUCGUAGCAACUCUCACAACUGUCUCCAGGUUCCUCGCCUUGCGAAUGAGAAAUGUGAAGCCAGGGGCUCCAGAAUACCUGAUCAUUGGUGCUCUGGUAAGGAGUGAUGAACUGUACAAAAGUUUCGUGGCUAAAUUCGCGGCGCAGGUUAUCGUCUAUAUUUUUAUAGCUAUUCAAUAUAUCUUGUCCAUCCUCGGUGGUUGUGGCAGACGCAUCACUGAAGUUGAUCCCGCGUCCGCUGUGGUGACGCUCAAGACCAUCUUGCCACUCGAGGCAUUGUACGGGAUCGCCAUGUCUCUCGUUAAGACCUCGAUCAUGCUUUUCUUUUUCCGCAUAUUUGGGAGUAAGCGUUCAUUCCGCAUAAGUGUUGCAGUUGUGAUGGCCAUUGUGUGGAUGUGGGCAGUCAGUGUCAUCCUUGAGACUUUGCUUCUCUGCCGGCCACUUGCAUAUAACUGGGACGCCACAAUCGAUGGCGUGUGUGGUGAAAAGAACGCAACGUUUGUCACCGCAGGUACCUUGAAUCUAGUGACCGACCUGAUGGUCAUGGCACUGCCAAUCCCGCAUAUCUGGAAACUAAGACUCAGCGUGCCCAAGAAGCUCGCACUCUGUCUCGUUUUCUGCAUGGGUCUUCUGGUUUCCGUGAUCAGCAUUGUUCGCCUCGCAUCCUUGGUGGCAAUCGACUUCACAGAUAUCACAUAUUCGGUACAAAUGGGCGUCAUGUGGACAGUUCUAGAACCGGAGCUCGCCAUCAUCUGUGCCAACAUGCCUGUUAUGAAGCCGAUAUUGUCCCGCGUGUUUCCAAAUCUCUUCCCGUCUUCGAAGCGGAGAACUCACAGGAUCUCUGGUCCUCAGGUCUUUGAGCGUCUCGAUGAGCAUGGCGUUUACCCUCUCGAUCCCGUUGGACAUAGUCACCUCGGGGCAGAUAUCUCAGCCGGAUGCUCUCAGCCAAAGAAGGACUAUACGACCGCGACCAUGGAAAGCAUGGAUGAGAUGCCAAGGGAUUCUGACCAGCAGGGCCUUCGUGAAAAUGCGCAGUCUCCAGACGGCAUCAAUGUCACGAAACAUUUUGACAUAAAAUAUCACCAGUAG